AUGGCAAAGAUGAAAAAGACUGGCGGUGUCAUGUGUAAAGUUUGUCAUCAGACUAUGGGACCCAAAGAGCUUCAUCACGACUUCCUGCAGAAUAUGAUGGAACUGAAGGAUGAUCGGCGGUUCCAUAAUCUAACACAACAUCAAGUGGAGACUCUAGAUCAGGUUCUUACAGAGGUCAUUCCUAUUCAUGGCAGGGGUAACUUUCCCACCUUAAAGAUUAAACCCAAGGACAUCAUUCACAUUGUCAGAGACAGACUGGUUUCUAAGAAUAUCAAGGUGAGAGAUGUCCGUCUCAAUGGCUCCACAGCAAGUCAUGUCCUUGUCAAGGAGAAUGGUACUAGUUACAAGGACUUAGACAUUAUCUUUGGUGUGGAGCUUUCUAAACAAGAAGACUUUCAGAUCAUAAAAGAAGUUGUUCUGGGGUGCCUCCUGGACUUUUUACCACAAGGAGUUAACAAGGACAAAAUCACAGCUCUCACUAUGAAGGAGGCUUAUGUACAGAAAAUGGUUAAAGUCUUUACAGAGUAUGACCGAUGGAGCCUUAUCUCUCUCUCCAAUAACAGCGGUAAAAAUGUGGAGCUUAAGUUUGUCAGCUCUCUGCGACGGCAGUUUGAAUUUAGUGUAGAUUCCUUUCAGAUAAUCUUGGACACUAUGUUGGAGUCCUACCUUGAGGCUGAAAGAAGGGAGGCUGCACAACUCAAGGAGAAAGAACUGAAGGCUUCCAUGAGUCCGAGCACUGACUUAGGGUCAGUUAUAGUGGCAGAAAGCAUGUAUGGAGACUUUGAGCAAGCCAUGGACCAUCUGCGUUACAGGCUAAUUGCAACACGCAAUCCAGAGGAGAUCCGGGGUGGUGGCUUGCUUAAGUAUAGUAACCUACUGGUUAGAGAUUUCAAACCUGCCAGUGAGACAGAAAUUAAAACUCUAGAGCGUUAUAUGUGUUCACGCUUUUUUAUUGACUUUCCAGAUGUGAAUGAGCAACAAAGGAAGAUUGAGUCCUAUCUACGAAAUCACUUUAUUGGAGAAGAGAAAAGCAAGUACGAUUACUUAAUGACACUACGACGAGUGGUCAAUGAAAGCACUGUGUGCCUGAUGGGGCACGAACGACGACAAACACUCAAUAUGAUUACCAUCCUGGCUCUCAAAGUCCUGGGAGAGCAGAACAUUAUACCCAACACCAACAAUGUCACCUGCUACUACCAGCCUGCUCCAUAUAUGACCGACCACAAUUUCAGCAACUACUACAUAGCCAAUGGGCAGUCUCAAAUUAUAUAUCACCCAUAUCCUCUUCAUAUACACAUGCAAACUGGACUGGUUUAACAUUGGGCAUGAUGUAUGCAUGGGCAGAAGAUACUGGGCAGAAAUAUGACCUCCUGCAACCUAAAAUGGCCACUACAAAUAAAAUCCUCAUAAUGAGAGAAAGCCCUAGCAUGUUGAAUUGAAUACACUGAAUUAAAAACAUAUUUUGAGUGCGUUAAAAAAAUAGUUUUGACUGUAAAUCAGGGAGUGACUGUGGUUUUUCAAUCAUUGGGUUUAUAGUGCAAUUCAAUGGACACACAUCUGUUCCUAGAUUAAAAGUCUAAGACUAAAUACAUAAAAACAUUAGACAUAAAGGAGAUAAAGCAAAGCCUCCAGACUGUCUGAAACAUUGCAAGAUGGGUUUUAGAAAAGCAGGGCUUAGUGGGUGAGAAUGUCUUAAGGUUAAGAAUGAAUGCUAUUUACCUGGAGUGUUUCCUUCUGUUAUCCUUUAAAUAUAAAUUUUAAGCUUAAUUUGCUAAGUGGAAAACAUAUGAAAACAUUAAAAAAAACUGAAUUAAUCUGCAUUAAAAUGGUAAUUUUGAAGCAGUCACACUGUUAGAUAUAGUUAUUUAGAUACAAUGGCAUUUUAAUCUCUUUUCUUUUUUUUUUCAAAGUUUAAAAUUCUCAAGACAAUUUAUGUAAGAAUCUCCAGUCCAUAUACCAUUUUACAUGCAAAAAUGUGGGAUUUUGGAGUGUGGCUUUAACUGCAGAUCUUCCAAUGCAUCUGCAGAAAUUAUAAUCAAUAUUAUUAUGUGUUAUAAAGGCUUUAUGAGGUCCGUAUUCAAUUUAUUCCUAUUGUAUGUUUUUAGAAACAAUGCUAAGUACUCUAUGACUCAUGGCUCAGUUCCGCGCUGAUUUCAACCAGCCGCAUGAUUGAUUGCAGAUGUAAACCAGUGUGAAAUUUUGUGUGAAAGUUAAAUGUUUGUAUCUCUUCAGCCUUUUAUUGUCACUGGCUGUGUAGUGUCCAUUGGGUUGUAUGUCCAGAAUGUAAACUAUGUUUUUGGAUUGAUGUCAAAAUCUUUGUAGAGGACAGUGAAAUAUUGUCACAAAAUGUUACUGCCAGAUUUCAACAUAUGAAGACUUGAGUUGUACUGGAAUCCAAUGAUCUAGUGAUGAUGAGAGAGAAAUAUUUUACUGAUGCAUAUAUGUGUCUUAUGAGCAUCUGUGAUGCACAAAGUCAACUUUAUAGAAUGAAGCAUAAGCAGUUUGGGUUUUAAUAACCAUAUGAUGCAUAUUCAGCCUCAAAGAAAGCAACAGUUUCAAACAGCUGAAGGCAUGGUGGAACUCUGGGCUCCUAACAUGGAUGCAUGUGUGAAAAUAUCUACUUAUCAGGAAUUUUUUUUACAUGUUGGUAACAAAAACACAUCUAUUUUUCCAAGAAAAAAAAAAAAUAACAGCUUACAGAGUACAAAGAGUUUGUGCCAACUGCAUAAACACAUAAAUAUAAGUAACAGCUAAAUAUAUAGAUUAUAUGCAAAGUAUAAGUUGUUGGCAUAGAUUUUUAAAGGAUAAAAAAAACUUAUGUCACUGUUCACAACUUGUAGGUUUCCCUUUUUUGUGAGGUCCUAGAUUGAAAUUUAAAUUUGUGAAGUAUUAUACCUUACUGUAUAUUGACUUGAAGUCCCUUUUGCUGUCUUGCCUUGAUGUUUUUGUCCACUUUCUAAAUAUGGCCUUAAUGCCAAAAUCUUUAGUAACACUGUGCUUAGAUAUAGGGUUAAAUGAAUUUUAACUGUCUACCCAAGCAAGACUUGUAAAGAUACCUAAAGAACAGUUUGUGACCAAAGAUGGGUUUUGUAGGAAAACAUAAGUGCCUAAAAGAAGGUCAUUUGUAUGUGACCUAAGAAAAAUUAAACAAAAACAAAAGAAAGACAGAAAAGGGA
Tachysurus vachellii is the source of this 3176-nucleotide messenger RNA. RefSeq names its product terminal nucleotidyltransferase 5C (gene tent5d). Gene Ontology annotation, biological process: mRNA stabilization. The record is from RefSeq and is a predicted model, not a curated record. Bases 1 to 1317 code for a protein of 438 amino acids. NCBI's taxonomy places the organism in Eukaryota, Metazoa, Chordata, Actinopteri, Siluriformes, Bagridae. Gene Ontology annotation, molecular function: poly(A) RNA polymerase activity; RNA binding. The transcript is spliced from 3 exons.